CACUUGGUCCACCUGAUGUAUUUCGUCAAAAUGCAUCAAUGUUCGAGAUUGCAAAAUCUAUUGCAGAUCAUCCCAAUCUUCUCUCUAUGGCCUACAUGAUAUAUAAAAAUAAAGAAUCGUUCAUCAAGGAAUCAUCUCAAGAGGUAAGGCUUCGCAUUUGGUUAGAAGAGUUGAAAUGUCUAUUUCUUCGAACUAGAAACCCAUCACAAUUGGCAAUUGAUCACCUAGUAGAUACAGUAUUACCAAGUUGCAAGCUUGCAGAUGAUGAAUUUCAACAGCUUCUUGAAAAAUUCAAAAUGACAUUUAAUGAAUUUUGUCAUACUUUUAAUAAAGACCUCAGAAAUCUCGCUCAUGAUUAUAUUAAGAAUUUUAGCAAUGACAAUGAAUAUCUAGAUGAAAGUACAUUAAAUAGAUUUAUCGACUAUGGUGUUUCAAAAAAAAUUUUACAGAAGUAUCUUGCAAACACCAGAGAAUUAGAACUCUCAGAGAUGAUCCAAAAUACAUUAAGAAGAUUUGUUCAAGCAGCAUUCAAGUUGCACGUUACUCACAUUUAUAAGGAAAACCAACAUGAGUUUAGUUCAUACAAAGUGGUUCUUGAAGAUGUCAAAAAUAUGAAUAAUAUUACUCUAUCACUUGAUAUUCCAACACACGGAAAGUCAGAUAUAUUGAGAUUAUAUCCUGCAUAA
Molecule: messenger RNA, 686 nt
Organism: Racocetra persica
Lineage: Eukaryota; Fungi; Glomeromycota; Glomeromycetes; Diversisporales; Gigasporaceae
Source: the annotation of a GenBank genome assembly